AGGAGUCAACAUGGCGGCCCGCGGCCACGCCUGCGCUCUCGGCUCUCCUCCCCCUAGUCUUGCUGGGGUUGGGGGCGCGACUCCGGUUGCUGUGCGCCGGUUGUCUUCCACCGCGGUGGCUGUCGCCGCGGCUCCCUGUCGCGCGCCAUGCAACUCCUAUGCUGGUGGCAAAUACUGCUGUGGGUGCUGGGCCUUCCGGCCCGCGGCCUGGAGGUUGCAGAGGACAGUGGUCACACGUGGCAGGAGGAGCAGCCGGUCCCAGCUCUCCAGGUUGAAUCUGUGUACCUGAAUGAAGAGGAGGCUGCACAGGGCCAUCGGGGCCAGGCAAGAGUGGCGGAGCCCUCUGAUGCCUCUCUGGGUCCCCGCGGAGAUCCCAUGGUGGUGCUGUCGGUGAUUCCCGGGGCAGCCGAGGACCAACGGAGCACCGAGGCCCACGAUGGCACCUGCAGUGCGCAGGGAGACGAAGACCCGCGCUGCGGUGGCCGAGAGAACCUCUUUGGGCUUCAGGGUGCAGGCGGCUUCCAGGAUCGGGAAGAGGAGUACUAUGCUGAGCCUGGAGUGGCAGAGGCCGAGCCCGUAGCCACUGAGGAUGCCAACAGCACCGACAGCCUCAAGUCCCCCAAGGUGAACUGUGAGGAGAGGAAUGUGACCGGGCUAGAAAACUUCACUCUGAAGAUUUUAAAUAUGUCCCAGGACCUCAUGGAUUUCCUAAACCCAAAUGGUAGUGACUGUACGCUGGUCCUCUUCUACACCCCAUGGUGCCGGUUCUCUGCCAGCCUGGCUCCUCAUUUUAACUCCCUGCCUCGCGCAUUUCCAACACUCGGCUUCUUGGCUCUGGAUGCAUCUCAGCACAGCAGCCUUUCUACCAGAUUUGGCACUGUAGCUGUCCCUAACAUUUUGUUAUUUCAAGGAGCCAAACCAAUGGCGAGGUUUAACCAUACAGAUCGAACCUUGGAAACACUGAAAAUCUUCAUUUUCAAUCAGACAGGUAUAGAAGCCAAGAAAAAUGUGGUGGUAACGCAGGCUGACCAACUGGGCCCGCUCCCCAGCACGCUGGUAAAGACUGUGGAUUGGCUGCUUGUGUUUUCCUUGUUCUUUUUAAUUAGUUUCAUUAUGUACGCUACCAUCCGCACUGAGAGUAUCCGGUGGCUGAUUCCAGGACAAGAGCAGGAACACGCAGAGUAGAGACGGAACUGAACCCGAACACGUGGGGUCUUAGCCCUGCGUCUGCGGACUUAGCAUUACAGCGGCUGACGUGUGGACUUGCCACGGAAGUCAGGUUCAAGAAUCAUGUUCUUGUGGAACUACUGAAAGGCUGAAAAGAUUUCAUUUAAAUGUGUUUUUACUGUGACAAUUAGCAGAUGCAAAAGUGUCCACUAGAAUUGACUGUUCUUGUUUUUAAUACUUGAACAUAAUGAAUGAAUUUCUCUUCUAGUGUUGUUAAGCAGGAAAGUGCUGUAUGACAGGUGGAACUUCCCCGGGAAGCAUGGGCUAGGACAGGAAGUGUGGGCUACGAUGGGGAGCGUGGGCCAGGACAGGAAGUGUGGGACGGGAUGGCGAAGUGUGCGUCUACCACAGGACCAGGUGAAAAAUAAAGUCACUGAAAGAAU
Rattus rattus (black rat) is the source of this 1610-nucleotide messenger RNA. RefSeq names its product thioredoxin domain containing 15 (gene Txndc15). Gene Ontology annotation, cellular component: cilium. The coding region runs from base 148 to 1185 and encodes 345 amino acids. The transcript is spliced from 5 exons. Gene Ontology annotation, biological process: cilium assembly. The record is from RefSeq and is a predicted model, not a curated record. Lineage: Eukaryota; Metazoa; Chordata; Mammalia; Rodentia; Muridae.